AUGGUUAGUGAUGAUCAUCGAUAUGAUAAUCAAACAAUCAUUAAAUCUAAUAAAAUUGAAUUAGAUCAAUUUAAUGAAAUAUGCUUAAAAGAAAAUAAUCGAUUAAGACAAUUACAUAAUUGUCCUAAACUGAAAUUAAAUUAUCGUUUAAUAAAAUCUGCACAAAUUCAUUCGGAAUAUUUACAAAAAUUACAUCAAUUACAAAAAAUUGAUCAUUUAAUAUGUGGUCAAAAUAUGGCUUUAAUAAUUGGUCAACAAAAUUGCCAACUUGCAGGUUAUUUUGCUCAAAUGAUUUGGAAAAAAACGAAAAAAGUUGGAUUCGGUUUUACUAAAUCAGAAAUAGGUAAUAUAAUUUUCGUUGUUGGACAUUAUUUACCGGCUGGUAACAAAACUACAGAAUUUCAAGACAAUGUUCUACCAAGAAGAGAAGGUGAAUUAAAAGAAAUAUGA
Molecule: messenger RNA, 450 nt
Organism: Schistosoma mattheei
Lineage: Eukaryota; Metazoa; Platyhelminthes; Trematoda; Strigeidida; Schistosomatidae
Source: the annotation of a GenBank genome assembly